Molecule: messenger RNA, 686 nt
Organism: Cylicostephanus goldi
Lineage: Eukaryota; Metazoa; Nematoda; Chromadorea; Rhabditida; Strongylidae
Source: the annotation of a GenBank genome assembly
CUGUUCGCUUUCCAAAAAAAUCUUGUUUUAGCACGGCCUGGAGCGAAACGAGUGCUUGAAAUCAAUCCUGGUCAAGUUAGAAUAAAACCGGAUGUAGUUCGAUUACCUGGUUGCUUUACAUUAGAGAUCAAAAACAUGCGGGUAAAAGAUGAUCCAAAUAUUAUUGGCAACUCAUUCUUUGCAAAGGCCGAAUAUCAGUGGUGGAAUGUGAAAGAUUUCUCAAAUUUGAAAUGUCAGAAUGCUUCCAAUAAUGGUUGCGGUGGCUAUGGAAAUAACUGGUCACUGUCAGUUUAUUCAAAUUGUCUAUUUUAUAUGACUUUGGUCUUUAGCUAUUACUGUGACGUUUGCCAUUCCCUAACCGAAAUUGACAGUGGCGAUGCUGGUGUGUCCGAUUCGAUUGCAAGCCAGCUAAAAGGCAUCAGUUGUCCAAAGCGACCAGGAUUUUAUACUUUUAGAAAAGAAUUUUGUUUCAACGACUGGGCCGCAUUUGACACUGACGGCGAUUGUGAAAUGGACUUUUUGCAAGGAGACCGAGGCGACUACAAGGGCGCAUUGGCUAGUUUGCAACAAGUUGGCUACGGUUCCGUGAUAGCGAAGAUACGGCUAGCUUUCAAUGCUACAGGUGCUGUCGAAAGAAAGCGAAUAUUGAAAGAAGCUCAGAUUGAAGAAAGUGUGGCUAGGUAGGU